CAGGAAAAGAAGCCUGGUAAGGCGUGUCCUCGCUCUUCAUUCACUUUCUACCCCCAACCAUCAGCACCGUCUCCACCGUUUCCACCACCUCUAUCAUGAAGGCCCCUACUUUGGCCCUGAAAAGCAUACUUUUCCUGUGUCUUGCUCCUUGUCCCGCAUUCCCUUUGCAACUGCCCUUUCAAAGAAUAUUCAAACACAGCCAAGCUGACUCUUCGUCGCAUCCCAAUACCGAGACUUUGACACCCUAUACGACGCCAUGGGUUAACGAACUACAGGCCAUAUAUAAUACGUUUGGAGAGGCCAGGAACGAAUCUUUAUGUCCGACGUCGAUCCAGGAAUGGUCCUGCCAACCGUAUAAGCUUACUGAAAAGGACAUGGUCAGACCGACAAAUGUCUGGCGUCUUCGCCCACAUGACAUCAAAGCCGUGGUCUCUAUCGGGGACAGUAUCACAGCAGGCUUCGCCAUGGUAUCUGGUCGACCUCCCUUCGCAACAGUUUUGGAAUUCCGAGGCAAGGUCUUCUCAGGCGGAGGCGACAGCGACGAGCACACUCUCACAAACUUUUUGAAGACAUACACGAAGCACGUCAAGGGAAGCGCGUCUGGAUUCACACUCCCUCUUUCUGGUGGCAAAGGCCUCAACGCAGCUGUAAGUGGAGCUAUUGCCCAAACGCUUCCGUCACAGAUCGAACGAUUAAGGCUUUUAUUCGGGCUCGGCGGACUUUAUCACAAAUACAAAGACGAGUGGAAACUAGCCACUGUCUUUAUUGGCGCCAACAAUCUCUGUGCUGCAUGUGGGGAUGAUGAGGCGUUGUCCGAGAUCGCUGAUCCAGAAGAAUACGGUGCGGCUCUCAAACUAGCGUUGCAGCAGCUGAGGGAAUCCAUUGGGCCGACAUUCGUGAACUUGGUUGGCAUCUUCGAUGUGACCUUGGUCUAUGAACUCUCGCGUGGGUAUUCCUACUGCGAGCUACUCUUUGACAAGCUGCCUUUUCCUAUCUGUGGAUGCGCUACAGGUGAUGAAGCGGAUCGGCAAAAGGCUGGAGAUCUCUCCAAAAAGUACAAUGAGGUCAUGGAGAGGAUCGCCCAGGAAAUCAAUGAAGAGAGCAAGGACGAGGGAACGUUUGGCGUCGCGUUCCAGCCUGGACUUACGGAGUUCAAGGAUAGCUCAUCCGCUUAUGGGCAAGGAUACAUGAGUGGUCUGGACUGCUUCCACCCGAACAAGUGCGCCAACCAAGUUAUGGCGAUUGCGUUAUGGAAUAACAUGUUUUCGAGUCGCGAGGACAAGGACAGACCAAUGAAGCCAAGCGACCUUAAGAUCUACUGUCCAGGACCUACGGAUUAUUUCCAGUGAUCCCUUCACAGCUGACUCAAUACCAGCGUUCCUAUUCAUUAAAGUACUGAUGAUGUC
Molecule: messenger RNA, 1406 nt
Organism: Gamsiella multidivaricata
Lineage: Eukaryota; Fungi; Mortierellomycota; Mortierellomycetes; Mortierellales; Mortierellaceae
Exons: 8
Coding region: 96-1349 (417 amino acids)
Biological process (GO): phospholipid metabolic process
Molecular function (GO): glycerophospholipase activity
Source: RefSeq, a predicted model, not a curated record